AAUUUUUCUUUUGAUCCACAGACGAUUGCACGAACAUGGCGACAGAGCCACCAACACCCAAGCCUUCAAGCAAUGGCCCUGAUGUUAUGACAACUACAAAUACGUCUGGGAAUUCAACUGCUGGAAUCCUCCCUCUUCCAACUGAGAAGCCCACUAUCAAAAUAAAAGAUACUUCUCAUAAUCAAAAGCAAACAGUUAAAAUAAUUGUUGCAGUGGUGGUGCCAGUCGUAAUAUUAUUGGUAAUAAUUGCAGUUGUCAAAUAUUGCAAGAAGAAGAAGGCACAAAACGUCAUUGCGAAUGAAGAGUUUCCACUUCAACGUCGCAGUUCAGAGAAAUUUGUGCAGCAAAACGCCAGUGGCAUUGACAAUGAUCCUGAAGAUCCUGUUAUUAGAGGACAAGACAAUUUGGAUGAUGAGGCUGUAGAAGAGUAUGUAGACAGUGAAUUUGGCGAGAUAAGGAUGGAACUUGAGUGAUGUCUAAAAGACAAAAAUGGGCUUCUCAGUUGGAAGAGGGAGGAUUCCAGCAGUUGAAUUCCCAGCUGCAAUAUUGCAAGAUGAUAUAUAAAAGUUUAAUAAUUAUAUGCAUAAUCACAAAAAUAUAUUCUAUAAGAUAUAAGUAUAUAUAGAAAUAAGUAUAAAUAAAGAUGUAUAGAAUGUACAGUAGAUGUGGCCCCCAAUAUCUUAUAACUUGCAUUUGGGGCCACAAGAUCUAGAAAUGAAAUAGCUUUUUGAGUGAUUUUGGCAUGCUGUAUACAGCAAUAUGCUGUAUGCUGUAUUUAUCGUUUAUCAAACUCAUUAAUAAUUCAUGAGGAAAACGCAACAGAAAUUACGACCGCAAAGAGUGUUGUAAAUCAGAUAGAAAAUCGUGUUCAUUUGCAUAAACUUUAACUUGGAUUUUCUUGGGCAGAUUCACUUUAAUUUUGAAAAUUUUAGUGAAACACAAAGGAACUAACCUAGACG
Actinia tenebrosa (Australian red waratah sea anemone) is the source of this 959-nucleotide messenger RNA. RefSeq lists its product as uncharacterized. NCBI's taxonomy places the organism in Eukaryota, Metazoa, Cnidaria, Anthozoa, Actiniaria, Actiniidae. The record is from RefSeq and is a predicted model, not a curated record.